CCUCUGUAUUGAGCUUAGAUGAAAGUGUCCAUUCUGCAGUGGUUGCUUUGAAAGAGAUACAGUUAAGAGGAAAAUAACAAAUAAAGAAGGUAAAUAUCACAGUAAGCUGUUCCUCCACAUGCAAUGGCUAACAGUGAGAUGUUAGAAGGCCAGGAGAAGAUGAAGAAAGGUCUGGUGAAGGUUCUUGAAUGUGUGGCCACCAUCUCUUCAGCAGCAGCGGUGGUCAAUCCCAUCUUCGGUGUGGCUGGAUCUCUCAUCCGGGUGGUGCUGCACCACGUGGACGACGAAGACAUUCAGAAGCUCAAACGCGAGUUUAGGAGUGUAAAUCGAGCCCUGGAUGAAAUAUCACAGCAGAACCAGAACGUAUUGCUUCGGAUCAGGAAGGAAACGGUGGAUGGCCUGUACUCCCGCAUGGAGGAGAACAUUCGCACUCAGUUCAACAAAUUCAUGGACACUGUGGAGGCUUCGUCAGGGCACCAGCAGCGCCAGAAAGAUUUCGAAAUGUGUUUCAUGAUCAAUCAGGGGGACCAAAACCUGCACACCCUUUAUGGCGGUGUGAUGGGCGAAUCGAAGGUCUUCUGCCAGCCCAUUCUGGAAGUGUACAUGAUGCAUUCACAGGGCGACCGCCGUGUCAUGGAGAACCUCUGCACGCGACUCAUCUACCUGUUCUGCAUUGGUCUCAUUGCUCUGAUGAGUUACGCUGCCAUUGUUGGGGAUGACGAAGAAGCUUUGCGUGUCGAGUGGGAGGAGAAAAUGAAAGAUGUGGCUAAAAAGAUGUCAGAGGUGUUAAACAGUCACGAUUGAUUUUACACACAUUUUAUCUAUACAUUCAUCCAUUCAUCCAAUCUAUCUAUCUGUCCAUCCGUCCAUCCUGUACAUCUUCCUACCUAUCUAUCCAUUCAUUCAUCUGUCUAUCUGUCUGUCUCUCCACUGUCUGUCUAUUUAUCAAUCUAUCUAUCAAUCUAUCUAUCAAUCUAUCUAUCUAUCUAUCUAUCUAUCUAUCUAUCUAUCUAUCUAUCUAUCUAUCUAUCUAUCUAUCUAUAUCUAUCUAUCUAUCUAUCUAUCUAUCUAUCUAUCUAUCUAUCUAUCUAUCUAUCUAUCUAUCUAUCUAUCUACCCACCUGGUAACCACUCAGAACAUCUUAGCUACCUCAUAGCAAUUUAGCAACUGCCCUAGCAACCACUUAAAGCACCAUAGCUAUUAUGUUGCAACCAGUUUACUCUCAAUUUGGGAACAUGGAUUCUGACCAUGAUGUCAUACCGCUAUACCAUCAAAUGCUAAAACAUCAAUGAUGUUAUUUUCUGACUGUAUUUACUGUAAUGCAUACUUCAAAGCACCCCAAUUCAAUCCGCAUAAGCCACAGUUAAAAUAUUUAUGCCAUCAAAUAAUGUUACAAUCUCUAGAUUCUGUUUACUUGAAGCCUUAAUAUUCUUUUC
Molecule: messenger RNA, 1436 nt
Organism: Paramisgurnus dabryanus
Lineage: Eukaryota; Metazoa; Chordata; Actinopteri; Cypriniformes; Cobitidae
Product: protein rapunzel
Source: RefSeq, a predicted model, not a curated record